Daldinia loculata is the source of this 951-nucleotide messenger RNA. RefSeq names its product family 4 carbohydrate esterase. The coding region runs from base 1 to 951 and encodes 316 amino acids. NCBI's taxonomy places the organism in Eukaryota, Fungi, Ascomycota, Sordariomycetes, Xylariales, Hypoxylaceae. Gene Ontology annotation, biological process: carbohydrate metabolic process. Gene Ontology annotation, molecular function: hydrolase activity, acting on carbon-nitrogen (but not peptide) bonds. The transcript has 7 exons. The record is from RefSeq and is a predicted model, not a curated record.
AUGGGUAAGAAAAAGGUCCUUGUCGGGUACGGAGUAGAUAUUGAUGCUGUUGCCGGUUGGCUUGGCUCUUACGGGGGCGAGGAUAGCACCAGCGACAUCAGCAGAGGACUCUGGGCUGGCACGAUCGGAACCCGUCGUCUGCUUAAACUAUUUGACAAGUAUAAAAUCAAGGCGUCAUGGUUCAUACCAGGUCAUUCGCUCGAGACAUUCCCGGAAGAAUGCGCCAUGGUGAGAGACGCCGGUCACGAGAUCGGUCUCCACGGAUACUCUCAUGAGAAUCCGGUCGACAUGACGCUCGAGCAGCAGCGAGAUGUCCUCGACAAGACGUAUAGACUUCUCACCGAGUUCUGCGGUAAGCCGCCGAGAGGUAGCGUUGCGCCUUGGUGGGAGACGAGCAAAGAAGGGACGGAGUUGAUGCUCGCUUAUGGCAUUGAGUACGAUCAUUCUAUGUCCCACGAAGACUGCCAGAUGUACUGGCUACGCACCGGAGACUCAUGGACUAAGUAUUGUAUCUGGUGGAUCGACUAUAAGAAAAAAGCCGAAGAGUGGAUGAAGCCCCUCAUUAAGGGGCAACCCACAGGCAUGGUGGAAAUCCCAGGCUCAUGGUAUAUCGACGAUCUUCCUCCUAUGAUGUUCAUGAAAAACUCGGCCAAUUCGCACGGUUGGGUUAAUCCGAGGGAUGUUGAAGACAUAUGGCGUGACCAUUUUGAUUAUUUUUAUCGCGAGUACGACGAGUUCAUCUUCCCGAUGACGAUUCACCCCGACGUAUCAGGCCGGCCGCACGUCCUCUUAAUGCACGAAAGGUUGAUCGAGCACAUCAACAAGCACGAGGGGGUAGAAUGGAUGACAUUUGCCGAAAUGUGCGACUACUUCAAGAGUAAGAACAAGCCACCUGAGGGAGCUAUGAUGCCCGCUCCUCCGGGAGAGAUCCUUAAGAAGUCGGAUGAGUAA